GGAAGGACUUCGGCGGCGCCCUCAGAGCAAAUUGUGCAGAGCUUCCGGCAGAGCGGCCCUCAGCAGGACAGAAUAUUGAGUAAUACAAUACAGUAAGAAAAAAAUGGAUGAAGAGCCUGAAAGAACUAAGCGAUGGGAAGGAGGCUAUGAAAGAACAUGGGAGAUUCUUAAAGAAGAUGAAUCAGGAUCACUUAAAGCUACAAUAGAAGACAUUCUCUUCAAAGCAAAGAGAAAAAGGGUAUUUGAGCACCAUGGACAAGUUCGACUUGGAAUGAUGCGCCAUCUUUAUGUGGUAGUAGAUGGAUCAAGAACAAUGGAAGACCAGGAUUUAAAGCCAAAUAGACUGACAUGUACUUUAAAGUUGUUGGAAUACUUCGUAGAGGAAUAUUUUGAUCAAAAUCCUAUUAGUCAGAUUGGAAUAAUUGUAACAAAGAGUAAAAGAGCUGAAAAACUGACUGAACUCUCAGGAAACCCAAGGAAACACAUAAUAUCUUUGAAGAAAGCUGUAGAUAUGACUUGCCAUGGAGAGCCAUCUCUUUAUAACUCCUUAAGCAUGGCUAUGCAGACUCUAAAACACAUGCCCGGACAUACAAGUAGAGAAGUCCUAAUCAUCUUUAGCAGUCUCACAACCUGUGAUCCAUCUAAUAUCUAUGAUCUAAUCAAGACCCUAAAGGCAGCUAAAAUUAGAGUGUCUGUUAUUGGAUUGUCUGCAGAGGUUCGGGUUUGCACUGUGCUUGCUCGUGAAACUGGUGGCACAUACCAUGUUAUUUUAGAUGAAAGCCAUUACAAAGAAUUGCUGACACAUCAUGUUAGUCCUCCGCCUGCCAGCUCAAGCUCUGAAUGCUCACUUAUUCGUAUGGGAUUUCCUCAGCAUACCAUUGCUUCUCUGUCUGAUCAAGAUGCAAAACCCUCUUUCAGUAUGGCGCAUCUGGAUAGCAACACUGAGCCAGGACUUACAUUAGGAGGCUACUUCUGCCCCCAGUGUCGGGCAAAGUACUGUGAGCUUCCUGUUGAAUGUAAAAUCUGUGGUCUUACUCUGGUGUCUGCUCCCCACUUGGCACGGUCUUACCAUCACUUAUUUCCUUUGGAUGCUUUUCAAGAUAUUCCCCUGGAAGAACAUAAUGGAGAAAGAUUUUGUUAUGCCUGUCAGGGGGAACUGAAAGACCAACAUGUCUAUGUUUGCACUGUGUGCCAAAAUGUUUUUUGUGUGGACUGUGAUAUUUUUGUUCAUGACUCUCUCCAUUGUUGUCCUGGCUGUAUUCAUAAGAUUCCAGCUCCUUCAGCUAUUUGAUUCCAGCAUAUAAUACACAUUGAGUGUGUUAAAAAGACAUUUGCGACUGUAAAUAAAAUGAUUCUUUAGAAGAAACUCCAGUGAAGAACAGUUCAAAAGGAAAGUCUGAUCUAAGAAACCUAUUACUUUAAAGCUUCCUCUGUAAUGAUUGGUAAAGUAUUUACUUAAUGAUGUAUAUCUAAUACCGCCAUUUUGGUGGUUUGUUAUCUGAGACUGGUUUACCUUUUAUAGUUCAGGUUAAUGAACUAUCCUUGUUAGCCUCACUCAUGUUCAUACCCAGGGACUGUUUAACUUAAUCCCCCUCAACUUUCCUACCCUGGGUCAUCAGAAAAAUGUAGGUGAGAAUGUAUGAUGAGGUCCAUGUUUCAGGUUCAAUGAAGAUAUACUGUUAUAGGCAGGACUCUUUCUAGGGUAUACCCUUCUGAGAGUGAAUCAGGUUUCCAUAGCAAAGGUAUGUUUAUUUUAAAUCUACGAACUUUAGUCACUCUAAAUUGAGUUUCACUAUGAUAUUCAUGAUUUUAUAAAUAACAAUUCUUAGUGAAGAAUGUUAUCAGUAAAGACAAUGUAAUCCCACCCUGGAGAGUCUAUUCAAUAAAUCUUGGAGGAAGCCCAGGAAUAUGCAUUAUUUUCAGUUAUAUAUAUAUAUAUAUUCUUUUUCAGAUUCUUUUCCCUUAUAGGUUAUUAGAAAGAAUAUGUAUUUUUAGCAGCACAUGUGUGCACACACACACUAAGACAUAAUUUGACCAAAGUACAGAUCUUUCUCUUUCUCUGACUCUUGAGUCAUACUCUCCGCGCCUAGACCCAAAGGGUUCUUUACAAGUAAACAGACUUCGGCUCUAGGUAACCAAAUUAACUGCUGUCUUCCUUCCUUUUGCUCUGUCCACAAGAGGUAUCAGUGGCUUGAAGGAGAUGCCUUUAACAUAAUCAGAAUAUUUUAUCUCCCCCUACUUGAAUUAAAAGAAAGGCCAUGAGUAGGCACCUCUUGAAAAGUUACUUAGAAAUAUAUUAGACACACACUCACACUACUGUAUAUAAAAGGGACAUUGAGUGCCUUUUUGGGGGAUGCUUUAUCUCUUUCUACAAUUUUGGGUUUUAUUUGUAUACUUGAUAAGGUUAAAGUGAAUAUUUUAGUUAGACGUAAGGAGGAGUUUCCAGUCUCAAAAUUAUAGAGAGGGCUUCCCUGGUGGCGCAGUAGUUAAGAAUCUGCCUGCCAAUGCAGGGGACACAGGUUUGAGCCCUGGUCCGGGAAGAUCCCACAUGCCACGGAGCAACUAAGCCCAUGAGCCACAGCUACUGAGCCUGCGCUCUAGAGCCCACGAGCCACAAAUGCUGAGCCCACGUGCUGCAACUACUGAAGCGCGCACGCCUAGGGCCUGUGCUCUGCAACAAGAGAAGCCACCACAACGAGAAGCCCACACACCGCAACAAAGAGUAGCCCCCCGCUCGCCGCAACUAGAGAAAGCCUGCGCACAGCAACGAAGACCCAACGAAGCCAAAAAUAAAUAAAUUAAUUAAUUUAAAAAAAAUUAUUGAGAAAAUCCUGGUUUGUUUAAGAUUAUAGAAAUAAAAAUGGUGAUCUAAUAAUACUGUUAGUUCUG
Molecule: messenger RNA, 2889 nt
Organism: Balaenoptera ricei (Rice's whale)
Lineage: Eukaryota; Metazoa; Chordata; Mammalia; Artiodactyla; Balaenopteridae
Product: general transcription factor IIH subunit 2
Exons: 16
Coding region: 104-1291 (395 amino acids)
Biological process (GO): nucleotide-excision repair; DNA-templated transcription; regulation of transcription by RNA polymerase II
Cellular component (GO): transcription factor TFIIH core complex; transcription factor TFIIH holo complex
Molecular function (GO): zinc ion binding
Source: RefSeq, a predicted model, not a curated record